This is a messenger RNA of Rotaria sp. Silwood2, 462 nucleotides long. Lineage: Eukaryota; Metazoa; Rotifera; Eurotatoria; Philodinida; Philodinidae. The record is from the annotation of a GenBank genome assembly.
AUGAGUUUUAAUCAAAAAUCGCAGGAAUAUAUUGAAAAUUCAACUUGUUAUGAACUAAUUGGAACAAUAGAUGAAACUCAUACAGAACAACAACAGUUACAUCAAAUUAUCAUAUCUAUCAAUUCUCAAUUAGAAAACGUAUAUCAAAGAAAAUUAAUUAAUAUAGAUCAUUUAACUAAAUUUAGUAUCAAUAAGAGGUUAAAUUUGAAAUUGCCACAUCUUUAUUUCUUACCAGAAACAAAUGAAGAUGUCUAUAUGUCAGUUCAACCAAGAUUUUCAUCUUAUCAAUAUUCUCCAAUUCAACGAUUAGUACAAUAUCUUGAUCAACUUCUUCGACCAUUAUUUUAUCAUUUUUCUCGAUCAACUACUUUUCUAAAUAGUGGUGAUUUUAUGCAAAAACUUCAAUAUUAUUAUACACAACCUAAUCUUUUUCUACCAAAAACACAUGUUGCAACAUUUUAA